Impatiens glandulifera is the source of this 979-nucleotide messenger RNA. RefSeq names its product ubiquitin-conjugating enzyme E2-23 kDa-like. The transcript is spliced from 7 exons. Gene Ontology annotation, biological process: protein polyubiquitination; ubiquitin-dependent protein catabolic process. Gene Ontology annotation, cellular component: nucleus. Lineage: Eukaryota; Viridiplantae; Streptophyta; Magnoliopsida; Ericales; Balsaminaceae. The coding region runs from base 282 to 863 and encodes 193 amino acids. Gene Ontology annotation, molecular function: ubiquitin conjugating enzyme activity. The record is from RefSeq and is a predicted model, not a curated record.
CCCUCCUCCCCCACCUCACCUUCCCCAACCUUCCUUUUGCCCCCCUUUGAAUUACGAUACGACGUCUUCUCCUCCGUGAACACGACAACAACAACAACGCAUCCACCGAUCUGCUCCUCCCACAACGUAUUCUCUCUUGCAUUCUUUUCAAUUUUCCUUUUUGCUUGGUGCAUUUCUUUCUUUUCAAUUUCCGGUGGAGCUACUGUUUCGAUCUUGUCCCGUUAACCAUUCAUGAAAACAUUUGGCAGGUCAUAAAUACGACUACUACUGUUUUAAGUAAGAUGUCAUCCCCAAGCAAGAGGAGAGAUAUGGAUGUCAUGAAAUUGAUGAUGAGUGAUUAUAUUGUUGAGCCCAUAAAUGACGGAAUCAAUGAAUUCAAUGUAGAGUUCCAUGGUCCAAAAGAAAGCCUUUAUGAAGGUGGUGUCUGGAAAAUCCGGGUGGAGCUGCCAGAUGCUUAUCCUUACAAAUCCCCUUCCAUAGGGUUCCUUAACAAAAUAUUCCACCCAAAUGUUGAUGAAUUAUCAGGUUCGGUGUGCUUGGAUGUGAUUAACCAGACGUGGAGCCCUAUGUUUGAUCUGCUCAACAUUUUUGAGGUAUUUCUUCCGCAGCUUUUGCUAUACCCAAAUCCUUCAGACCCCUUGAAUGGUGAUGCAGCAUCUUUGAUGAUGAAUGAUCAAAAGCAGUACGAACAGAAAGUGAAAGAGUACUGUGAGCGUUAUGCAAAGAAGGAGAGUAUAAGUGGAAGGGAGACUGAGGAGGAGGAGGAGGAGGAGGAGGAGAUCAGUGAUGAUGACAUUAGUGAUGGAGGAGGAAGUGCAUCCUCUAAUGACAAUGAUGAUGUGGUUGGAAAUUCAGAUCCAUGAUCAUCAUGGUUUGUUUGUUUGUUUGUUUAAAUUAUUCCUUUAUAUAUAUAUUUAUAUAAUAUAUAUAUAUAUAUAUUAUGUAACGUUGCUUGUACAAUUAAUUGCUCAUUUUGAUU